This is a messenger RNA of Acaromyces ingoldii, 1545 nucleotides long. RefSeq lists its product as hypothetical. Bases 97 to 1398 code for a protein of 433 amino acids. The transcript is spliced from 3 exons. The record is from RefSeq and is a predicted model, not a curated record. Lineage: Eukaryota; Fungi; Basidiomycota; Exobasidiomycetes; Exobasidiales; Cryptobasidiaceae.
CCACAACUAACCAUUCCGCGCUCCUCGAUCACGACUUGUGCACUUGAAUGAGACGGACGACGGGCGCCGACUCUGACACCAUUGCAACGCUGGGUGAUGUCGCCUUCUACAUCUUCUGCGCGUGCGCACUCGGCGCUCACGUCGUCCUCGUCCGACGCCGCCUCCUCUCUCGCGGCCAAGAUUGAGGCUUCCCUCAAUGUGCUUGCUUCGCACAAGGCUAUGAGCGCAGCACGGCUCGAGGCAUUGCGCGACCUUGAAGAAGAGUUUGUGCAGUGUGUCGUCCACAGCUCAGGGCCCUUUGCAGUCGCGAGGCAAAGAGGCGCAGGGCAUGGAAACGUUGGAACAACAACAACAUCAGCGGCUAUCGGUCUGAUCCCGCAGCAUGCAGUCGACAUGAUUAUCUGCAUUAUCGUCUCGACACCAAGCGCGCCAGCCCGCUUCGAGCUUUUGGGAGGUGACGCCGAAAUUCGCCAGUUCCUUCAGUGUCGUAGAGCGAAGCUGGCUUCGGCUUCGGCAGACGAGGCCGAGACUUCGCUCUUGGAGAAAUGUGAGGAGCUGCUCCUUGUUCACGAUUUCGAAUUGGAACGGCAAGAGCGUCGAACGGAGGAGCAGAGGGAUUAUACAGCACCUCCGUCCGAUGUGCAGAUAGCAGCCCAAACGACAACGAAGACUUCGAUGGACCAGGUCAAACGGGUUCGAGGACGAGUCUCGGACUCAUUUGAGCGGCUGAGAGCUUCAAUGCUGGAGGCGAGCCCUUCACCUAGGCAGAGAGACGGAACGCCUUUGAGCGAUGACUCCUUUAGGACGGCAAAAGAGUCUACGUCACCUGGCAAAAAGAGAGACGCAACGACGCCCCCAGAAAAGUUGAUGAAUGGGAGCUCGCCGCAGAGGACACAGUAUCCGCACGCAGACACAGCUGAGCCGUUGCAGUCUACCGUUAGGCGAGCUACCAAGACUCGAGAACGAGAGGCGGGGCCGCGUGAUCGGGCAAGAGACAAGAGACCAAGAGAGGAAAGAUCGAGACUCGAUCGACAGAGGACGACAGCUAUAGAUGGGACCACGCGAGCCACUUCCCCGAUGCGCAUUGAUCGGGGGCAGAAGAUCUCUCGGCAAGAGGAAGUCGGCACUGGCAGCAACAGCGGCAUUGUCGUGCUGAGUGGCGAUCUCAACGAAGCGUCAGCCUGCUUCCAGCGCGGCCGAAGACCUCUCGUUGUAAUGGAAGAAUUGCGCGACAACAGCGGUUUGAACACGCCUUCCCCGCAGUCACCGCUCAAGAAAAUCAUGGGCCCUUCGCCAGCCGUCAAAAGAGCCCAGGCCAGAAGUGUGAGCCCCGUCAAGAAGGAAGCUAGGCUGGAGGCAAUCAGACGGAGACCAGAAAGCCCAACGAAGCGACAGUGAGCUAUUUUACCUCCCCCCCUGCUCUUUGCAGCCUCUUUGCAUACCACGUAUAUCCCUCCAAACAUAAGAUGCAUCACGUUUUGUUGUCAUAGAUCAUUGCUACCCACUAAUUGGACGUCCUCAUCUACAACUUCGGACCAUGCAAGU